Messenger RNA from Geosmithia morbida, 1539 nucleotides. RefSeq lists its product as uncharacterized. Gene Ontology annotation, biological process: RNA polymerase III preinitiation complex assembly. NCBI's taxonomy places the organism in Eukaryota, Fungi, Ascomycota, Sordariomycetes, Hypocreales, Bionectriaceae. The coding region runs from base 1 to 1539 and encodes 512 amino acids. Gene Ontology annotation, cellular component: transcription factor TFIIIB complex. The transcript is spliced from 2 exons. The record is from RefSeq and is a predicted model, not a curated record. Gene Ontology annotation, molecular function: TFIIIC-class transcription factor complex binding.
AUGAGUUCCAUGUUUAAGAAGAAGGGCGGGCCAGCCUUCAAACCCAAGAUUCCGUCUGCCCGCCCUCGUCCGGCAUCAGCAGCGUCAGCAGCAGCACCGCGGCCCGAUCCUGUAGAGAAGGUGCCUACCCCCGAGUCGAUACCAUUGGACUCUCCAGAUACCCAGACACCCCUCCAAGAUGGCCCCGCAGUGGCCGCUGAACCGGGCCCCUCCUCCCCUCCGAUCGCAACGACGUCACCGGCGAUGACCGAUCCGCAACCCGCUAGUAAAGAGCCGACAUCUCAAGCCCGAGUAGAAGGACCGGGGGGACAAGCUCAAGCACCCACGCCACCAGCGUCUGCACCGGUCGCAAGCACAAGCACCACCGCCGACGCGCCAGAAGUCAGCUCUGCGCCACCGAAAACAGCAACAGAGACGACCGCCCGCGUGGCUAUCACUCCAGACAUACGCGCCUCGCAGCGACAGUCUGCACGUGCGAUCUCGGAUACACCAGCGCCGGAACCGGUAUCAGAAGAGACUCCGGCACAGAAUGCGACGUCCGAGACCGUGACAGAGCCGCCAUCAGCGGCACCGGCACCAGCACCGAAACCACGAGCAAAACGUGCUGCAGCCGCCAAGCGCAAGGAGACCGAAGACGACACCGCCGCACCCGCCACAGCAGCCACUAGGGAACCAAAGCGGCAACGGAAGAUGCAGCGGACAGAAGGCAACGGUCAAGUGGCCGCCGCAAGGGAGGAGAGCGCACAGCCGGCCACGACCAGGAAGCGGCGCACGCGAUCAACCAGCGCAGCAGAGAAGCGGGCGGCGCGACGGGCCCGUUCGCUGACUCCCGAGGACGCCGAGGAUCAAGUAGUGGAUCUCCAGAAGCUCAAGAUUGGCGGCGGCGCCUCAGCGGGACCUCAAUUCCGUAUCGUAGAUGGCCAGAUCGUUCUGGACCAGUCCUCGCUGGUCAUGGACCGACACGCCCGCGCCGCGGCGACGGCGCAGGACAUGGAGGCCAUAGAAGAGAACGACUUCACCCGGCUCAUCACCAGCAACUCCUUCAUGAACACGUCCAAGCUCCGCGGCCCCAAUAUCUGGACGGCCGACGAGACGGAGCUCUUCUACCGCGGCCUCCGCAUGUUCGGCACGGACUUUGAGAUCCUCUCCAAGAUGUUCCCGGGAAAGCAGCGCCGCCACCUCAAGCUCAAGUUCAACCGCGAGGAACGCCACAACCCCCACCUCAUCGACGCCGCCAUGUGCGGCGUCAAGACCACCAAGAUGGAUAUCGACGAGUACAAGGCCUUCACUGGCGCCGAAUUCGAAUCCGUCGAGUCCAUAGAGGCCGACCAACGUCGCAUAGAGGAGGAGUUCGAGGCCCAGAGGCAGCGCGCCGCACACGAGCAGGAGGAGGCCAUGCGCAAAAAGAGGGAAGAACUCUUUGCCGACGACGAUGACGCAGCAGGUGCCGCUGACAAGGGGAAGAAGAAGAAGGGUAACAAGAAGAAGGGAAGACAGGUUGUCGAGUAUGGUCUCAAUGGGGAGCCCAUCAAUACAUAG